UUUGGGUUUUAAAGAAAGCUUUAUUUGGAUGGGACCAAUGGGGUUAACAAAGUACGAUCCUUCUGUGGGAGAUUUUCGUGUUUAAAUACAUGCUCAGCUCAACUUAGGUUGGUGUUGCUGUUUUCAAACUAUCUCAACCCUUUUCUCAACUCACUUCUCUCUCAGAGAGGAUCUAACUCACUCUCUGAUUCUCUUCUUCUUCUUCUUCCUAAGCUUACUCUGUGUUUUGUGCUAACGUGUGUGUGUUGUUCUCUGAGUCACAAUGAGUGAUGGUAAUGACUCUAAUGAGGACCCUGAUCUUACUGACUCCAAGAUGGUGGUUCCUUUGAACACUUGGGUCCUGAUCUCCAACUUCAAGCUGUCCUACAACCUGCUCCGUCGUCCUGACGGGACCUUCAACCGCCACUUGGCAGAGUUCCUUGACCGGAAAGUGGCAGCCAAUGCAACUCCAGUGAAUGGUGUCAUCUCAUUUGAUGUCAUCAUUGACAGAGAAAUUGGCUUACUGACUCGAGUCUAUCGACCCGCAAGUGCUGAUGCGCCACAGUCACAGCUGCUGACCAUCCUCGAUCUCCAGAGGCCUAUUGGGGAUGAAGUUGUUCCUGUCAUAAUCUUCUUCCAUGGUGGAAGCUUUGCUCACUCCUCUGCCAACAGUGGCAUAUAUGACAUUCUGUGCCGCAGGCUAGUCGCCAAUUGCAAGGCUGUUGUGGUCUCAGUGAACUAUCGCCGAUCACCGGAGUACCGAUUUCCAUGUGCCUAUGAUGAUGGAUGGACUACCCUGAAGUGGGUGAACUCUCGGUCCUGGCUCAAAAGUACUAAGGACUCCAAAGCUCACAUUUAUCUGGCCGGUGAUAGCUCCGGUGGGAACAUUGUGCACAAUGUUGCUUUGAGGGCAGCGGAAUCCGACAUGGAUGUGGUGGGCAACAUACUACUCAAUCCAAUGUUUGGUGGGCUAGAGAGAACUGAAGCUGAGACUCGCCUGGAUGGCAAGUACUUUGUCACUAUCCAAGACCGGGACUGGUACUGGAGAGCUUUUCUUCCUGAAGGAGAAGACAGGGACCAUUAUGCAUGCAAUCCAUUUGGCCCAAGGGGUAUAAACCUUAAAGAUGUCAAGUUCCCAAAGAGCCUUGUGGUGGUGGCUGGUUUAGACCUUGUUCAGGACUGGCAGCUUGCUUAUGCUAGAGGACUCGAGAAUGCCGGCCAGGACGUCAAGCUUCUAUAUCUGAAGGAUGCCACCAUUGGUUUCUACCUGCUGCCAAACAAUGAGCAUUUCUACACCGUCAUGAAUGAGAUGAGCAGCUUUGUUCGUUCUGAUUGUGAAUAGGCUUGACUUAAUCAACUAUAUAACGUAAUUUAGACGUGCCCUCCCUAAAGGAGGGUUUGUUUGCAGCUUGUAAGAUUGUGUAGCUAUGCUAUAGUAUUCACUGUUAUAUUCAUAAUUGUGGCGCUUAUGAUCCUGGCGCUUAUGAUCCUGCUGGCUGUUCUUGGUUUGAGGAGAAGGAUCGUUUGCUCGUUCCGGUGGACAUCAAGGUAUCUGCAAAAUGGGGGGUUUUUUGGUUGGAUAAAGCUUUGCAGAGUUGCAGGCAGAAGGAUCUACUUAACUAUGUUUAGCAGCCCCACUGAUUUGGAAUUUCACACUCCAGCUUCUGGUGGAUGAUCAAUGACUAGCUAGUGUUCUUUAUGUAUAUCUAAUUAGAGGGCGUAGAUGCCUCGAUGGGGAAGCUUUAAGCUUCCAUGGUAUGAUGAUGCUGUAAUGUUUAUAAUCUGUUCUAGAUUAUCUAUAUGAACUGCGUGUAUUAGCGGGUGCUGUUGUAAUAAACAAUCUGUUGUUGUUCAUGUGUUAUUGAUUAAUUGCAUUAGUUUCUUA
Molecule: messenger RNA, 1864 nt
Organism: Argentina anserina (silverweed cinquefoil)
Lineage: Eukaryota; Viridiplantae; Streptophyta; Magnoliopsida; Rosales; Rosaceae
Product: gibberellin receptor GID1C-like
Exons: 2
Coding region: 263-1321 (352 amino acids)
Biological process (GO): floral organ morphogenesis; raffinose family oligosaccharide biosynthetic process; positive regulation of gibberellic acid mediated signaling pathway
Cellular component (GO): nucleus; cytoplasm
Molecular function (GO): gibberellin binding; hydrolase activity
Source: RefSeq, a predicted model, not a curated record